AAAGAGAGGAGGUUCUUUAUGCAGGCCCCAAACUAGACCCCAAGCAGCUAUUUAAGGACAGUGAGGGAAGAAUUAUUAGUUUGGAAGUGACACUGGCAGGAAGGAAGAACAGUCCUGGAGGAAGAAUUAUACACAGCAAAUGGGAAGAAAUCGGACUUUUACAUAAUGUAUGGGAUGCAGGCAGUGAUGAGGGGCUUUUUAUACAGCCUUCUUUCUAAAGAAGCAGAGGGAAGCUCCAAAAGCAAGAUAUAUGAGCAGAAAUCAGGGCGAAUGAGAAUAAAUCCACUAAUAAAGCAGGGAGCCCGGGGAAUCUGCCUCCUUGGCGCCUGAAACUGAGGCGAGGCUCAGAUGUCGAAGGGCGGGAAGUUGGGAAAAGGCGGGAAAAGUCGUUUCCUUCAGAGUCGCUGAGGGAAAGAAGCAGCGGGGGGAGGGGCUCCUCCUCUCUUCUCCCUCAGAGACACAACGGGGACCCUCUUGGGAGGGGAGCAGAAAGGGGUCUCUCUCUCUCCCCCUCACAACCCCAUUGCAUUCCUCUCAUGGCGGAAGGGGACCCCACCCUCUCCCUGCCUGGCGAGGGGGCAGCCGGGCCAAGGGGGUCUCUGGGCGCAGGAGAGCCUGUGGGGAGGAGGGGGCAGAGGAAAGGAAGCGCCCCUUCUCUCUCAGGCAGCCCCAUGUCUCUUCCCACCCCCAGGGGCUGAGUCCAUCUCUGAGCUUCACAGAGGACCUUGCGAGGCAAAUCUGGGCGGGGGGGGGAGGGACCCCCUUGGCUUCCCUGGCUCAGCCCCUCCCCCACUCUCCUGACCCACAGGGGGAGGGGCAGCCCUUCCCUCCUUCUCAUUCAUCCUCUUCCCUCCCAGCCUCCCUGUUUGCAGAUUGAAAAGCACGUCCCUCUCUCCCCGCAAACCCAGGUCACCCCCAGAUAUGAUGCCCCCCCGCAGCCAUCUCGACCCCCUGCUGUGGGGAGGAGGAAGGAGGGGGGCCAUGUCCCCAUGGAGCCCCCAGAGGCAGCGCCGUCCCGUCCACUUCCCAUCUCAACACAGGGAGAGGCUGCUCUAUUGACGUAGCUCUAGGGGCAAGCGAAUCCCAAAAGGAACCGGAAGUGUCGCUGCUAAAUGUGCCGGAAGUUUCCAGACAGGGAAAGGAGGAGGGGCGUCAGUGGAGAAACCCCGCCCCCCCGCCGCCCUUUCUGUUGCAGACAAGGAAAGUGGACUAAUCUGGAGCCAGGGAGGCGGAGGACCAAGAGAAAACAAAAAGGAUUUUCUCCCCACCCCAUCGAAAGAAGACAAUGGAGAAGGCAAUCAGAAUUCUGGUGGGCCAUGUCCAAUGGGAAUAACGAAGAAACCAUUUAAAUACUUGGAGUGUGAAAACAAACAAUUUGAAAGUAUGGAGUGUGGAAGGAGCUUCAGUAAGAGUAGAAACCUUAGAAUUCAUCUACGGACCCACACAGGGGAGAAACCAUUUAAUUGCAUGGAGUGUGGAAAGAGCUUCACUACUAGCGGAAGCCUUAGAAUUCAUCUACGGACUCACACAGGGGAGAAACCAUUUAAAUGCAUGGAGUGUGGAAAGAGCUUCACUGAGAGUGGAAAACUUAGAAUUCUCACACUGGGGAGAAACCAUUUAAAUGCAUGGAGUGUGGAAAGAACUUCACUAAUAGUGGACACCUUAGAAUUCAUCAACGGACUCACACUGGGGAGAAAUUAUUUCAAUGCAUGGAGUGUGGAAAGAGGUUCGGUCAGAGUGGAAGCCUUAGAAUUCAUCAACGGACUCACACAGGGGAUAAAUUAUUUCAAUGCAUGGAGUGUGGAAAGAGGUUCGGUCAGAGUGGAAACCUUAGAAUUCAUCAACGGAGUCACACAGGGGAGAAACCAUUUAAAUGUAUGGAGUGUGGAAAGAGCUUCAGUCAAAGUGGACACCUUAGAAGACAUGAACGGACUCACACGGGAGAAACCAUUUAAAUGCAUGGAAUGUGGAAUGAGCUUCACUGAGAGUGGAAAACUUAGAAUUCAUCAACGGAGUCACACGGGGGAGAAACCAUUUCAAUGCAUGGAGUGUGGAAAGCGCUUCAGUCGGAGUGGGCACCUUAGAAUUCAUCUACGGUCUCACACGGGGGAGAAACCAUUUAAAUGUAUGGAGUGUGGUAAGAGCUUCAGUCGGAGUGGAAACCUUAGAAUUCAUCAACGGAGUCACAGGGGGGAGAAACCAUUUAAUUGCAUGGAGUGUGGAAAGAGCUUCACUGAUAGUGGACACUUUAGAAUUCAUCAACGGACUAACACGGGGGAGAAUUCAUUUAAAUGCGUGGAGUGUGGAAAGAGCUUCACUACUAGCGGAAGCCUUAAAAUUCAUCUCCGGACUCACACAGGGGAGAAACCAUUUAAAUGCAUGGAGUGUGGAAAGAGCUUCACUACUAGUGGAAACCUUAGAAUUCAUCAACGGACUCACACAGGGGAGAAACCAUUUAAAUGCAUGGAGUGUGGAAAGAGUUUCACUGAUAGUGGACACCUUACGAUUCAUCAACGGACUCACACAGGGGAGAAACCAUUUAAAUGCAUGGAGUGUGGAAAGAGCUUCGCUGUUAGUGGACACCUUAGAAUUCAUCAACGGACUCACACAGGGGAGAAACCAUUUAAAUGCAUAGAAUGUGGAAAGAGCUUCACUACUAGUGGAAACCUUAGAAAACAUCAACGGACUCACACAGGGGAGAAACGAUUUCAAUGCAUGGAAUAUGGAAGGAGCUUCAGUACAAGUGGAGUUCUUACAAAACAUCAACAAACUCUUACAGGGGAGUAACAAUAUAAGUCCUAGGGAAGUGGACAGAGGUUCAGUUGUAGUGGAAGUCUUACAAACCAUCAAAAGACUCUGAGGGAUAAGAGUUGUAAGAGUGGAAACACCUACAGGCCAUGAAUUAACUCAAAGAAGAGAAAGGGUUUAAAUAGAAGGAGUGUGGAUCUUGCUUUGGUUAUUAUGGAACGCUUUUUAGAGAGUAGAACCUUUUUCUCUCCGAAUUGACACUUUCUUUCACAUGAAUAGCAGGAAAUCAGUCUUAAUUGCAUGCAGCGUAUGUUAGCUUCUGUUGUUUGUAACGCGGUGUAGACAUUUAUUUAAAGUAAUGAAGGUAACAUUUCACAAUAGUAAGCAUAAUAUAAUAUUUAAUGUGAAUCUGUAGUGUUGCUGCUGAAUGCGGGUGGACUGAGAGUGAGCUGGUGUUGGUGUUUGGUGGGGGGAGUUGGAAAUGUCUGUAUCUGGGAAUGGAGAGUUGCUCAAAGUGGAGCUGAGACUGGUGGUCUUGCAUGAGGAGGGAAGGGGGCACAGGGAAGAAGGGGCCGUACCAGAACAUCUCAAAGCAAUGUGCUGGAGGGCGGGAGCCAUGGUGACACAAGUGUGUGUAGAAUGCUAUUCCCAUAAUGACACAGGGGAGAAACCGUAAGGAUGAGUAUAAUGUGGGAGGAGGUCCAGGCAGGUCCCCAACCCAGAGUGCUAAGGGUCAGCUUCCUCCAAAUCCACCAGCUGCCCCAAGGCAGGAGCCACCUCUUGGCCUGAGGGUGGAAAGCCUCCCUCCACCUUUGCGACUGGACAUGAUCCGAGGGCAGUGAUGGCAAACCUUUUAGAGACCGAGUACCCAAACUGCAACACAAAACCCACUUUUUCAUCACAAAGUGCCAACUACUGCAAUGCGCUCUAUUUGGGGCUACCUUUGAAGGUGACCCGGAAACUAUAACUAAUGCAGAAUGCGGCAGCUGCACUGGUGACUGGGAGCGGCCGCCGAGACCACAGAACAUCGGUCUUGAAAGGCCUAAAUUGGCUCCCAGUACGUUUCUGAGCACAAUUCAAAGCGUUGGUGCUGACCUUUAAAGCCCUAAAUGGCCUCGGUCCAGUAUACCUGAAGGGGCGUCUCCACCCUCAUCGUUCUGUCCAGACACUGAGGUCCAGCGCCAAGGGCCUUCUGGCGGUUCCCUCACUGCGAGAAGCCAAGUUACAGGGAACCAGGCAGAGGGCCUUCUUGGUGGUGGCACCUGCCCUGUGGAACGCCCUCCCACCAGAUGUCAAAGAGAACAACUACCACCAGACUUUUAGAAGACAUCUGAAAGCAGCCCUGUUUAGGGAAGCUUUUAUUGUUUGAUGCAUUAUUGUAAUUUAAUAUUUUGUUGGAAGCCGCCCAGAGUGGCCCAGCCAGAUGGACGGGGUAUAAAUAAUAAAUUAUUAUUAUUACUAUAA
This is a messenger RNA of Podarcis raffonei (Aeolian wall lizard), 4212 nucleotides long. RefSeq names its product zinc finger protein 664-like. The transcript is spliced from 4 exons. Gene Ontology annotation, molecular function: DNA-binding transcription factor activity; RNA polymerase II cis-regulatory region sequence-specific DNA binding. The coding region runs from base 1324 to 2787 and encodes 487 amino acids. NCBI's taxonomy places the organism in Eukaryota, Metazoa, Chordata, Lepidosauria, Squamata, Lacertidae. The record is from RefSeq and is a predicted model, not a curated record. Gene Ontology annotation, biological process: regulation of transcription by RNA polymerase II.